This is a messenger RNA of Schistocerca nitens (vagrant locust), 1049 nucleotides long. RefSeq lists its product as uncharacterized. The record is from RefSeq and is a predicted model, not a curated record. The transcript is spliced from 3 exons. NCBI's taxonomy places the organism in Eukaryota, Metazoa, Arthropoda, Insecta, Orthoptera, Acrididae. Bases 67 to 684 code for a protein of 205 amino acids.
GGUGGACGGGGGCUUGCGGUACCGUGGGCCGCUGCCGCUGCCGCUGCCAGAAGCCCCGCGACCACGAUGCCGGCCACGUCCCCGCUGCUGUCGCUCCUGCUGCCGCUCGUGCUGGUGGCCGGCGCGCCGGUGCGCUACGACCAGCGCCAGGAGGGCGACUUCAACGUGCACGCGCACCUCGAGAACUUCGUGGUCGUGCUCAUCCCCACGGCCGGCAGCAACGGCGGGCUCGGCAUCCUCGACUUCCUCAAGAAGUCCGGCGCCAACGUGCGCACCGCCGAACAACCCAUACAGGUCACUGUAGUGGAGGGCCCGCCGAAGGAUCAGCAGCAGCGUCAGGAGGAUCCCCAGCAAGAACCGCAGCAGCAGCGCGAGGGGGAGGAGGACCUGCAGGCGGCGGGCACGCAGGCGCUGGAGGCGGUGCUGGUGGCAGAGUCGCCGGCGCUGGUGCUGUCCAGGGCGGCCACCGGACACCAGGGGCAGCCGCCGCUGGAACAGCACGCGGCCGCAGAGCACGUGUCCACUCAGAGGAGGGAAGGCAAGGCGGUGCGCGAAGGUGCCGGUACCGGAGGCUGUCCACAGGGCCAGUUCCGCGAUGCCACCGGCGUCUGCCAUUACAUCGGGUCUGAUCAGCGAAUUGGCGACCAGUCUUUCUUCGGUUUGGAGCCUCCUUUGGAAGACUAAGUCCUCAAAGCUACGAAGCCUGGCUACGAGCUAUCCGCAGGAGCACAAAAAACUAGCAACAGCAUAUUCCACAGUAGCUGUUGUGCUUCCGGGGUUUAUUACAGCAGGGCGAGUUCAGAAGAAGUGGCAGAAGCCGUAAGGAAAAUCUAGUUAGACAGACGUUUAGCUGUCUACUGGUGCAAUGACUGGGCGUGCGGAUUUCACGAAGGGAAGGAGGUGUAGGUUGUUGUAUUGUUUCCACUAUACAGAAAUGAUCCAAGUGAUUUAAUUCAUGUAACUCCUUCAGUGAUGGCAAAAAUGCUUUUAUUUAUUGUGUAGUGUAGUGAUGUAUUUUGUUCAAUAAAAGUAAGAACAUUUUUUGUUCA